UGUAAAUACGUUUAGUUGCCAGGAAGUAAACUAGUGUGCGUGCCAAGAUGGAAAAUGAAGGGACAAAACAUCUUCAAGCUAAAAUAAUCGCGCUUUUGAGAGUAUAGUAAAUCUAUUUUCAAGCUAGAAGACUGGAACGUAUCAGCUUUGAACAUGGAUAUUCAUGAAAGAAGUCAACCAUGGGGGAAGUUAGUAAAAGUGGACACUGAAUCGGAAGUAUUGCUUGUCAACAGGGAAUGCACUGUCGGGCGAAGAAAAGGCUGUGAUCUUUCCUUUCCUGCUAGCAAACUGGUCUCGGGGGAUCACUGUAAGAUAGUCCAGGAUGAGAGAUCAGGGUUGGUGUGGCUAGAGGACAUGAGCACCAAUGGUACAGUGAUUAACAUGUCAAAGCUGGUGAAAAAGCAGGUUCAUAUGCUGCAGAAUGGAGACGUCAUCUACUUUGUGUACAGGAAAAACGAGCCAGAGCUAAAUAUUGCCUACAUAUAUCAGUCCAUAAAACCAGAGAGGACAUUCUCACAAGACUCAAUUUGCGACGCCACCAAAUGCUCAGAUAUGCAGCAGAAAGCCCAACCCUGCACUGUUCCAGCAGCAGUGUCUGUGGAGCCAUUCCUGGUUGGACCUCCAUGGGAACAGCAGGCCUUAGAGGAGCCCCAGCCCUCCACCUCCUCCCACCUCUUCCACACAUUCUCCCCCUCCACAGCAUGUUCCUCUGCAGCCUCCCUCCUGCACUCCUCUGCCUCAGGUUCCGAGGGUCCUAAAUGUGCUGCAUCCUCUGUAGGCAAGGCUGAGGAGCCCAACUCCAACCUCCUCUGCUCAACAGAUGUGCAACAGACUGAAGCCCAGAGCAGAGUCCCAAUGCUGGAAGAGGGGGACAUGGAGCCAGAGAGAAAGAGGAGGAAAACUGACAGUGCUGAUAAGAACUAUGAUUUUGGACUGCCACAUACUUCCAGUAUUGAGGUGUUGGGCCCGGGCCCAGCUAAGGGAACUCUUAUCACGGAUCUAUUGGGAAAAGCUGCCGUGACUGUGGAAGGAGCCACGACUGACAAAAUGGAGGAGUCCCUCACCUGUAUCAUCUGUCAGGACCUACUUCAUGACUGUGUCAGCCUGCAGCCCUGUAUGCACACCUUCUGUGCUGCGUGUUACUCUGGCUGGAUGGAGCGCUCGUCUCUCUGCCCCACCUGUCGCUGCCCCGUAGAGAGGAUCCGCAAGAACCACAUCCUCAACAACCUGGUGGAGGCCUACCUUAUCCAGAACCCAGAGAAGUGUCGCAGUGAGGAGGACCUGAAGAGCAUGGACGGCCACAACAAGAUAACUCGGGACAUGCUGCAGCCAAAGAUUGAGCGUUCCUUCUCUGAUGAAGAGGGCAGCUCUGAUUAUCUCUUUGAGCUCUCGGACAAUGACAGCGACGCCUCCGAUAUCAGCCAGCCCUUUGUGAUGUGCAGACAGUGUCCAGGCUACAGGAAGGAGGUUAGCCAGGUUCUAUGGGCCAUAGGGCCAGCUCCUCUAGGACCAGCCCCACCAACUCCUGAGGACAGGGCUGGGAAACCCCUUGGAGAGAGGCCAUCAACAUCAUCAACAUGCUCUGACUUCCCCACUACAGCUCCUCGAGAGUACACGUGUCCUCCUCAGGGCAGCCAUGUCAUCUGCACCUGCUGCCUGCAGCCCAUGCCAGACCGCCGCACCGAACUCUCCUCUCAGCAAUGUGUGGCGUGCCAACGGCCCUUCUGCCACAUGUACUGGGGUUGCCAGAGGAUCGGCUGUCAAGGCUGCCUAGCACGUUUCAAUGAACUCAACCUUACAGACAAAUGUCUGGACGGUGUUCUGAACAGCAAUAACUAUGAAUCAGAGAUCCUCCAGAAUUACUUGUCAGCCAGAGGGAUGUCGUGGAGGGACAUGCUACAGGAGGGUCUUCGGGGCCUGCAACAGGGAACCUUCUACCUCUCUGAUUAUCGCAUCAACAGUAAUGCCAUAAUGUGUUUCUGCUGUGGCCUGCGUGCCUUCAAGGAGCUGGCCUACAAAUAUAGACAGAACAUUCCUGGCUCGGAGCUCCCAGUUGCUGUGACGUCUCGGCCUGACUGUUAUUGGGGACGCAACUGCCGGACUCAAGUAAAGGCCCACCACGCCACGAAAUUCAACCACAUAUGUGAGCAGACGCGUUUCAAGAGCUGAAGAGCCUUGUGGGUGACCUGCUAUGCAAGGCUCCUCUCCAAUCACUGGAGCAAAGACUGACUUCCAAGGAUCUCCUGUAUUACUCUCUGUCUCUAUACAAAGUGGUCCUUUUUUUCCCUCCCUCCCUUAUUAAGCAGCUCUUUGCCCCGAGGUAAAGUGUCUCUCUCUUAGGUAAUAACUUGUAGUUCCCUAACAGGUUCUAUAGACUUUGUAUUUAAUUAUAUGCAGGAAUUACAAUCAAACUCUUUUGGUAAGACUGGCUAGGUAAUGAUUAGCCCAGUCUUAUAGGCAUAGUAGGGUGGGAUAGCACUAUGCACUCCACACAGUAGGACCGGAUUCCCCUAUAUGAUGAUGGACUAAUAUCUUAUGAGGAAUAUGAUCAGCACCCUUCAUUGCAGUAUCAUGUUCUUUUGGGUACAUGAUCAUAUGACUAGUUUGAGGGAUAUAUAUAUAUUUUUUAAAUACACUGAGAACAAUUGAAAAUAAGAAUUUGUUCUUAACUGACUUGCCUAGUUAAAUAAAGGUAAAUAAAAAAUACGUGUACUGUUACACACAGGAUGAAAUGGCAUCUUUUGUGACCGUAGCUUAGAAGGCAUAAAUAUAUUGAUAUUAGUAAGCCGUUGACACUUUUUCUAUUUCCGUGUGCCUGAGUAGUUGGCACAAAAAAAAAGGUGAUUUUGUUUUUCUCUCUCAACUUGUGGUGUAGUGCUUUAGAUAUCUUGGAGAAUUCUGUAUUUGAAAGCUUCCUACUUUUGUGAAAAUACAGCAGCAAAUGGUGUUCUAAAUAGUAUUCAUAUGUUGGAACCUUCCCCCAAACCUACUAGGUAGAAUCACAGCUAUGUUGUCUAAAGACUUCAUAUGCAUAUAUAGACAUUGAGGCUUCUUGUGGUUUCUAUAUAUAUCUCACACACACAAGAAAAAGUAUGUGAACCCUUGUAAAUACCUCAGUUUCUGCAUAAAUUGGUCUUAACAUUUGAUCUGAUCUUCAUCUAGGUCACAACAAUAGACAAACACAGUCUGCUUAAACUAACACACAAGCAAUUAUACAUGUUGUCUUUAUUGAACACACCGUGUAAACAUUCACAGUGCAGGGUGGGAAAAGUAUGUGAACCCUUUGAUUUAAUAACUGGUUGACCCUCCUUUGUCAGCAAUAACCUCAACCAAACAUUUUCUGUAGUUGCAGAUCAAACCUGCACAACAGUCAGGAGAAAUUUGGACCAUUCCUCUUUGCAAAACUGUUUCUGUUCAGCAAUAUUCUUGGGAUGCCUGGUGUGAACUGCUCUCGAGGUCAUGCCGCAGCAUCUCAAUCGGGUUGAGGUCAGGGCUCUGACUGGGCCACUCCAGAAGGUGUAUUUUCUUCUGUUGAAGCUAUUGUUGUUGAUUUUACUUCUGUGUUUUGGGUCGUUGUCCUGUUGCAUCACCCAAUAGCAUAACAUUCUCCAGCAAAAUAUCCUGAUAAACUUGGGAAUUCAUUUUUUCAUCAAUGAUCGCAAGCUGUCCAGGCCUCGAGGCAGCAAAGCAGCCCCAAACCAUGAUGCUCCCUCCACCAUACCUUACAGUUGGGAUGAGGUUUUGAUGUUGGUGGCUGUGCCUUUUUUUUUUCUUCUCACAUAGUGUUGUGUGUUCCAAACAACUGAACUUUAAUUUCACCUGUCCACAGAAUAUUUUGCCAGUAGCGCUGUGGAACAUCCAGGUGCACUUUUGCAAACUUCAGAUGUGCAGCAAUGUUUUUUUGGUUUUUUUUGACAGCAGUGGCUUCUUCCGUGGUGUCCUCCCAUGAACACUAUUCUUAUUUAGUGUUUUGUAGACAACAGAGAAGUUAGCAUGUUCCAGAGAUUUCUGUAAGUCUUUAGCUGACACUAGGAUUCUUAACCUCAUUGCAAGAGCACAGCGCAGAAUGCUCAAUCAUCUUUGCAGGAUGGCCACUCCUAGGGAGAUUAGCAACAGUGCUGAACUUUCUCCAUUUUAUAGAUAAUUUGUCUUACUGUGGACUGAUGAACAUCAAGGCUUUUAGAGAUACUUUUGUAACCCUUUCCAGCUUUAUGCAAGUCAACAAUUCUUAAUCUUAGGUCUUCUGAGAUCUCUUUUGUUCAAGGCAUGGUUCACAUCAGGCAAUUCUUCUUGUGAAUAACAAACUCACAUGUUGUGAGUGUUCUAUAGGGCAAGGCAGCUCCAACCAACAUCUCCAAUCUCGUCUCGUUGAUUGGACUCCAGGUUAGCUGACUCCAAUUAGCUUUUGGAGAAGUCAUUAGCCUUGGGAUUCACAUACUUUUCCCAGCCUACACUGAAUGUUUAAAUGAUGUAUUCAAUAUAGACAAGAAAAAUACAAUGUUAAUGUUAUUAGUUUAAGCACACUGUCUAUUGUUGUGACUUAGAUGAAGAUCAGAUCAAAUUUGAUGACCAAUUUAUGCAGAAAUCCAGGUAAUUCCAAAGGGUUCACAUACUUUUUCUUGCCACUGUAUGGAUGACAAAGAUAUUCAGUGGCACCAUUUUGAAUUCCGACAGCUUCCACAUAUUAAUAAGACGAUGCAUUUUGUGUUUAUUGGAAAAGGGAGGUUAUACUUAGUUUUGGGAAAAGGGGAUUUCUGCUGAGUUUCUUUGGAUUUCCCGACAAGGGCAAAAAGCCAUGUACAAGCUAAGCAUAAUAGGGCUGAGUGAGAAUCCAUGGGAUAGUUAGUUGUAUAGGAUUUCAGUUUGUCAGGCGGGGAUAAUGAGGGUUAUGUGUUGAAAUGUUGUUUUAUCUGAGGCUGGGAAAGGCAGGGGUGUUCAGUUAUAUGCUUUGCUCGGGAUAAUCAACGUAAAGCAGAUUUAUUUCUUUUAAGUAGUUUAUUAGAGAAGCUUUCUCAGCUCUGAACUAGUAGUAACGGCCAAUGCAGUUUGUUGUUGUUAGAAUGCCCAAUGGUUUGUUAGACUUGGGUUCAGGGGGGUAGAAUUGUUCCUCCUUUUUUGCAUUGUUAGGUUAGUGGUGUUGGCUAAACAUGUUGAUUUAAGCCAACAACUUGAUCAUACUGUGUGUAUCAUACUUGUUAGUAAGGAUGACUAUUCUGUAUUGUUUUGCAAGCCCAAUUUUGCAGAACCCCCCCCCCCCCCAGGUAAUAAUAUGUUAAACUUGACACCUCUGCUUUGUAUUCCAGUUCAUACGAUGAGUACAUGUUUUUGGACAUAUGUCGCCGUAUUGAAGUGUAACCUUGGAGCAUUUUGUAUCGAUCUUUAUAACAAAGUUUGUUUUUAUCUGAGUUAUUUUUUUUUUUUUUUGUGCGGUGUUUAUUGUUUUGGAGAAACAGAGGAACAAAUGCCAUGGUUUGGUUAAACCUAAAUUGGUGCAAAUGUCCUGUAUUAAGUUUUGAGGAAAUACUACAUUGCCGUUAGGAUUCAAACUUGUUUAGGGUGUUUUCACUGUCAGACAAAGUGUUGUAUUUACACAGUACUCACUUGUCUCUUACCAUUAUCUUUAAAUUAGUGACCAUUAUCUUUUAAAUUAGUGACCAUUAUCUUUAAAUUAGUGACCAAUCAUAUGAAAGUCUAAUCGGCCCAGUCUCUGCAGACCUUUUAGGCUAGCAAGAAUGCCCUGAUAUACUAUUUUCUUAUGUGCCCUUUUGUAUAUUAAAAAUAACUUGCGUUGUUAGUAGUGAAGGAAAGUACAGCAUUUUGGGGGGAGGGUUGGGGGUAUACAGUCAUUAAAGUGAAAAAAAUUACUUUGCAAGAAAUGAAAUGAAGAGGUUAUUCACUUUGAUCCAAUAUCUUGUGUAUUCUGUGUAAUUAAAAAAAAAUGUUUUGUUGAUUUUUGUAAAUUGUGACAUUAAAUUACAACAUUGAUUUAAUAUGGGAAAAAG
Oncorhynchus kisutch (coho salmon) is the source of this 6002-nucleotide messenger RNA. RefSeq names its product E3 ubiquitin-protein ligase CHFR. Gene Ontology annotation, cellular component: nucleus. The record is from RefSeq and is a predicted model, not a curated record. Bases 154 to 2169 code for a protein of 671 amino acids. Gene Ontology annotation, biological process: ubiquitin-dependent protein catabolic process; protein ubiquitination; mitotic cell cycle checkpoint signaling. Lineage: Eukaryota; Metazoa; Chordata; Actinopteri; Salmoniformes; Salmonidae. Gene Ontology annotation, molecular function: ubiquitin-protein transferase activity; protein binding. The transcript is spliced from 18 exons.